AUGAGUGAAGCUUAUUGGACCUGCUCGCACGCUGCCCUGGACAGGGGCACCCUUUUUCUCAUCAGUGGUAUCAUGAACGGCGUAGGUCUGAUAAUAAACCUUAUAUUGUUAGUUCUUCUCUUUCUUCUCAAAUGCAAGACAAGGAUAUUUAUCUUCCAGUUGCGUGCUCUGAUCGCGUCAAACUUCCUCUGCAGCUUAAUCAGGAUCGCUUCGCUCUACCUACCCACAGACCUCCUUUACCGUCCAUCGCUUUUUGGCUGGAUUGUUUGUCAUUUAUGGUCGAGCCAUUACCUCUUGUUCGUGAGCUACAUAUUUACGAUUCUGACCCUGAAUUUCACAGUGGGAAAUAGAGCGAUUCAAAUCGUCUGCAAAUACCAGUACUCCUUCUCCACAUCCCUGAUUGGUGACCUGGCCUACUUUGUUGGAUUGGGCCUGGUGAGCAUCAUUGUUAUGCUUCCGCAGGCAUUUAUAUUUCAGUGGGAUGGUGAAAAUUGUACUUGUCUUGACACAAACCUACCCUAUGGUAUUGUCGUAUCGAAGUACGCCGAGGUAUUCGCUCGUUUUGGUUUGACUGCGGUCAUCAGCGUCAUCAUCUUGAGCAUCUCCUGCUACAAAAUAAUUUUCUGGGUGCGCAAUACACCAACGAAGCAGCUUUUAGAUACGUGGAACCUGCCAUCACUUCCUGGCACUACGACGGAACAUAUGGAGUCAUUCAGUAGACCCCAAGGUUGGAUGACGGCAACCCUCUGUACUGUACCCUUUUCGAUAACUUCCUUGGCAGUUAGCGUCUACCAAGCAGGAUACAGAUUCGUGAGUGCUUUGGGCCUGUGCAGCAUACAGCCAGACACACCAUUGUAUAACAUAGACCGAUUUCUGACGGACAUUGAAGUGGUUGUCCUACCCAUUAUAGUCAUUGUCUACAUUCCGGCACUGAGAGAAUUGCCUUGGCGGGUCUGUCAAAAGGUCACCUCG
Messenger RNA from Dibothriocephalus latus, 972 nucleotides. The record is from the annotation of a GenBank genome assembly. Lineage: Eukaryota; Metazoa; Platyhelminthes; Cestoda; Diphyllobothriidea; Diphyllobothriidae.